CGGAACGAGCGCAAGAUGGCGGCUGAGCGGCAAGUGACCGGGAGCGGCGGCGGGGGCAGCAGUGGCGGCCGUGGAGGAGCUGGUGGUAGCAGCGCCGGCAGUUCAGCGGCGGGCCCCGAGGAGAACAAGGAGAAUGAAAAGCCGACGUCGGGUGACCUGGGGGAUAGCCUCGGCCUGGAGAUCCUUCAGAUUGUUAAGGAAUCACAACAACAACAUGGGCUACGACAUGGUGAUUUUCAGAGAUACAGAGGUUAUUGUUCCCGCCGGCUAAGAAGACUCAGAAAAACUCUCAACUUCAAGAUGGGAAAUAGGCACAAGUUCACAGGAAAGAAAGUAACAGAAGAGCUGUUAUCUGACAACAGAUAUUUACUGUUGCUUCUCAUGGAUGCUGAGAGAGCCUGGAGCUAUGCUAUGCAGCUGAAGCAGGAAGCCAACACGGAACCUCGCAAACGAUUUCAUCUGUUAUCUCGUCUGCGUAAAGCAGUAAAACAUGCUGAGGAACUGGAGCGCCUAUGUGAAAGCAAUCGGGUGGAUGCCAAGACUAAGCUGGAAGCUCAGGCAUAUACAGCUUACCUCACAGGUAUGCUCCGCUUUGAGCACCAGGAAUGGAAGGCAGCAAUGGAGGCUUUUAACAAAUGCAAAACCAUAUAUGAAAAGCUGGCUAGUGCUUUUACAGAGGAGCAGGCAAUAUUAUAUAAUCAACGAGUUGAAGAGAUUUCUCCCAAUAUCCGUUACUGUGCCUAUAAUAUUGGCGACCAAUCUGCUAUUAGUGAGCUAAUGCAAAUGAGGUUGAGAUCUGGGGGCACAGAGGGACUUCUUGCUGAAAAACUAGAGUCUCUCAUCACCCAAACUCGAGCAAAGCAAGCCGCCACUAUGAGUGAGGUAGAAUGGCGGGGAAGGUCAGUGCCAGUGAAGAUAGACAAAGUGAGGAUCUUCCUGUUGGGGCUGGCAGAUACUGAAGCAGCCAUUGCUCAAGCAGAAGAAGAAGAAACUAAAGAGCGCUUGUUUGAGUCCUUACUGAGUGAAUGUCGAGAUGCCAUACAAGCUGUUCGAGAAGAACUGAAACCAGAUCAGAAGCAGCGGGAUCACUCUUUGGAAGUCGAUUCUGGGAAAGUCACUAAUAUUCAAUACCUGCACAGUUACCUGACUUACAUCAAGCUCUCCACUGCAAUCAAGCGCAAUGAGAGUAUGGCAAAAGCCUUGCAGAAGGCACUGCUUCAGCAGCAGCCAGAGGAAGAUGGGAAGCGCUCCCCUCGGCCUCAGGACUUGAUACGCCUUUACGACAUCAUCUUGCAGAAUCUGGCAGAGUUGCCACAACUUCCUGGCCUUGAAGAAGAUAAAAACUACCUUAAGGAGAUUGGAGUAAAGACAUUGGUAUAUAAGGCUUACAGGUGUUUUUUCAUUGCACAGUCAUAUGUUCUGGUAAAGAAAUGGAGUGAAGCCCUUGUUUUAUAUGAUCGUGUUUUGAAAUAUGCCAAGGAGGUCCAAGCCCAGGCUGGAACUUGCAAAAACUGCUUGAAGGAGCUGCCUGAUGUUCAAGAGCUGAUUACUCAAGUGAAUGCAGAAAAAUACUCCUUGCAAGCAGCUGCCAUACUAGAUGCAGGUGACAACCAUGAGACUGAGUCCCCAUCCCAGGUCAAAGAUGGCAAGCCACUUUCUGAACGGUUCGAGACUUUCUGUCUGGAUCCUUCUCUCGUCAGCAAGCAAGCCAGUCUGGUGCAUUUCCCUCCAGAAUUCCAACCAAUACCAUGCAAGCCUUUGUUCUUUGACCUGGCUCUCAACCAUGUCACUUUCCCACCCCUGGAGGACAAAGUGGACCAGAAAGCAAAGAGUGGUCUUACAGGAUACAUCAAGGGUAUCUUUGGAUUCCGGAGUUAACCAGGGCCAUUUUCAAGAACACUUAAUCAUCCUGUAUUGUGGGAAAGAUCCAACUGGUUCAGACCAUAACUGCUUGUGUCUAAAAUCUACAUGGGAGUUUUUAAAAAUUAUUUUCCCAGUAUUCUAUCUCUGUGUAUACACCUACUUCACUUGAAGUUUUUCACCCUGAGAACAUAUAUAAUGUGGUCUGGAGUUUCAAAUCACGUUUAUCCAGUGGCUCAGGCAGGAACAAUACCCAUUCUGCAUGGGCCAGGCAUACUUUCAUUUCUUUUGAUGGCUGAGAUGAAGCUUAAUUAAAAAAAAAAAAAAAACUAGCCCAGUCUUCUGGACUUUACAAAGCAAAGAAAAACCAAAGGCAUGGCUAUAUCUAUCCAAGACUGGGUUGUCUAAGUAGAAUGUAUGAAAAACCUGCAGUUGGCUAGACCCUUAUCACCUGCCAUGUUUAUGUACUGCCGUGUAAAAGUGUAAGUUUCAGAGCCUUCAGAACUCUGAAAUGAGUGGACUAAAGAUUAGCUUAGAUAGUGAUUAAAAUCGUAUGGUACACUUUAAAGACUAUGAAGCCCAAGCACUGAGGCAUCACUUCUUACAGCAGGGGCUAUGUUCCCCAGAGGGUCUUCUCGAGGACCUAAAAUGCCUUUGGCCUCAGAAAGAACAAGCCACAUGCAUUUCAUGCCAUGAAAGAUUCCCUGUUUCUUUCCAUUUUCAACUUAGCUGAUAUGGGUAAAUUAGUAGGGGUGUUUUGUUGCUUAUUCUAUGUGUUAUAUCCUAUCUAUGUGUUUCACCCUAUCCUACAUUCAGGUGUUUUAAGUAUCCACUUAGAAUUAAUAAGUGGAGCCACUGGAAUUUUCAGCAAUAAAGAUCUCAGCCAUGUGUUCACAGCACAUUUUCUAAGAGAAAACAUUUAACAGUGCUUUGGGAAUCCAAAUAUCUUCAUGUCAAUACAAUUUUUGUGAAAAAAUACAUAGGCACAAUUCUAAGUAUUUGUGAACCUAAAUUGUUCAUGGGACUUUUCUGUGAGCUGUAUCACUGCUCCCAAAAGGGUUAAUCCAGUUAGUCAGAAAUAUUAGUUGGCUCAGAUGGCCCUUAGCUAUAUUUUAGUGUUCAUAUUUUUGUCAUUCUGCACUCCAGUUUUGCUCUGUUUCUUGACAUUUUUGGAACAGUAUUAAAACUGGGUUAUUCAGUUACAGAAAUAUCCUGCAAAAGCCACGUCUCAACCACUGAGUUGGUAAAUUUCAGAGAAUUAUAAUUUUCAGAUUAAAGAAAAAUUGGGUUUAAUUAACCAAAAUUAUUGGAUUUCUUUACUCUGUGUAAAAAAGCCUUUUCAGUAGAAUGUAGUGUUAACCACAUCUGUUUUAAAAUACAUAUAUGAAAUGGGCUUUCUGAACUGUCUGGGGGCAGACUUUUAUAGGGGAAAAAAAACUAUUGUGGACAUAAAAAAAUUGGAAUAAAGGAUAUUUUUUAAUUUAUCAAGUGAUGUUUUACACAGAGAUGAGGUCUGGUAAACCAGUGAUUUUUCAGUUCUGUUGAAGACUAAAUGGAAACAAGAGAUCUCUGUAAAGGGACUGUGACCUAGCCUCCUUUCUGGCAGUGUGCCUAUUCAUAUUUUGUUGGUUGUACUUUGCUUCAGGUUUCCCUGUUCUCCUUAAUUAUCUCUUCUGAAUUAAAUCUGAGAAUUGUGUUCCUCUUAUAUAUACAACCCAACUUCCUUUUUGUUUACCUUCUACCCCACACAUGUGGGCAACUGGGCACAUUCCAUUCCUACUGCUUUUGCCUUUGUUUGCUGUCACAAAUGGUUAAAACUUUCUUUGUUAAACAUAUUGUGGCAAAAAAGCAUAUUAGACAGAAAGGAAAUCCUGAAACAAUAAAGACUUAUUCCUGCCUUCUGA
This is a messenger RNA of Varanus komodoensis (Komodo dragon), 3764 nucleotides long. It is a transcript of the gene SRP68, whose product is annotated as signal recognition particle 68. The record is from RefSeq and is a predicted model, not a curated record. Gene Ontology annotation, biological process: SRP-dependent cotranslational protein targeting to membrane. Bases 16 to 1878 code for a protein of 620 amino acids. Gene Ontology annotation, cellular component: signal recognition particle, endoplasmic reticulum targeting. The transcript is spliced from 16 exons. Gene Ontology annotation, molecular function: 7S RNA binding; signal recognition particle binding; endoplasmic reticulum signal sequence receptor activity. NCBI's taxonomy places the organism in Eukaryota, Metazoa, Chordata, Lepidosauria, Squamata, Varanidae.